Molecule: messenger RNA, 1323 nt
Organism: Laetiporus sulphureus 93-53
Lineage: Eukaryota; Fungi; Basidiomycota; Agaricomycetes; Polyporales; Laetiporaceae
Product: F-actin capping protein beta subunit
Exons: 7
Coding region: 185-1063 (292 amino acids)
Biological process (GO): cell morphogenesis; barbed-end actin filament capping; actin cytoskeleton organization
Cellular component (GO): cytoplasm; F-actin capping protein complex
Molecular function (GO): actin filament binding
Source: RefSeq, a predicted model, not a curated record
GCGCGUGUACAUCUUGGACUGCAAUCACUGCCGGAUCACAUCUGCACAUCGUUCUUGUCUGAUCUCGUCCGCUGAAUAUUCACGCCUCGCCGCAUUGACCUAGCAGCCCCCAACGACCUCAGCGUUGACCCCGCAUCACUGACAGCAUACUCACUGCCUUUCCCCACCAAACACCCUACUCGCCAUGGUGGACCGAGUCGACUCGAUGCUCGACCUCAUGCGUCGGCUGCCGCCCAUGCAGGUGGAGGAGAACGUCGCCUCGCUUGUGGCGAUGUGUCCAGGUUACGCGGACGAGCUCCUGGGGAGUGUAGACCAGCCGCUGAAGGUGAUGACGGACCGAGCCACAGGAAAGGAAUACUUGGCCUGUGACUACAACAGGGACGGGGACAGCUACCGGUCACCGUGGUCAAAUGAGUACGAUCCACCAUUAGAGGAUGGCACUGUGCCGUCAGCGAAGCUCAGAAAGCUCGAGAUCACGGCGAACGAGGCGUUUGAUACGUAUCGGGAGAUGUACUACGAGGGUGGUGUAUCGUCGGUGUUUCUGUGGGAUUUAGAUGAUGGAGGAUUCGCCGGUGUGGUCUUGCUCAAGAAGAUCCUGAAUCCUUCAUCACCAACAGAGCCUUCAGGCUCCUGGGAUUCCAUCCACGUCUUUGAAGCGGCGGAGCGCGGCCGCCAGGCACACUACAAGCUCACCUCUACCAUCAUGCUGCAAAUGACACACCGAGCUGCGGUGGCAAACGGGAACGGCAAUAGCAGUAUGAAGGAUGGGAAUCAUAAGGAAGGAGAGAAGGACGAUGUGAAGCGGGAGGGCGAGGUCAUGCUGAGCGGGAGCAUGACAAGACAGAGCGAGCAGGACCAUCCCGUAGCCGACCAGUCGUCGCAUAUCGUGAACACUGGCAAGAUGGUCGAAGAUAUGGAAAUCAAGAUGCGGAAUCUUCUGCAGGAGGUCUACUUCGGUAAGACGCGAGAUAUCGUCUUCGACCUACGCAGCGUGGACGACCUCGAGAAGGCGAGGCGACAGCGAGAACUGCAGAAGGAGCUCGUAGGCUUUAUCAAGCGGUGAUCAGUCUCAUCAAUACCCAUUUCGUGUGGCACGUUGGCAUGGGGCCGACGUAUUUGUGGAUAGCAGAAGGGAACCUAGGUCUGUACAUUUUGAAGUAAGAAUGGUAUUUUGCAUUGCUAGACCGUACAACCUCGUGCGGAUCGCGCCACUCAUCAAUGGAGCUCCUGCGAAACCGCUUGACCUUCUGUCGUAUUUGAGACAUCCUGUUCAGCAUUGAUCAUGAUGCAUAAUUAUAUUAUAGCAAACCAUGUUAUUGAGAG